This is a messenger RNA of Poeciliopsis prolifica (blackstripe livebearer), 1297 nucleotides long. It is a transcript of the gene endou2, whose product is annotated as endonuclease, polyU-specific 2. The record is from RefSeq and is a predicted model, not a curated record. The transcript has 7 exons. The coding region runs from base 343 to 1197 and encodes 284 amino acids. Gene Ontology annotation, molecular function: RNA endonuclease activity. Lineage: Eukaryota; Metazoa; Chordata; Actinopteri; Cyprinodontiformes; Poeciliidae.
GCUUUUUUAACGGCCCCUCUCUCCUGUCCCCAUCCCCUGACUCGUCCCCCCUCCUGUCCUUUUACAUAGUCAAUGAAUGACUGAUUGACUGGCUGGGCCUUUACCAUGAAAGACUCCUGCACUCAGAAACUCAAAGAACCAGUACUGGGAGCACCAGGCCUACACAGAAACUUCCACACAUCAGUCCCCAGUUGUUCCUUGUUGGUUCAGAGAAGCAGAUCGGGACUGAAAGAAGCAGAAUAUCUAGAUUUUGUAUAUCUGGAGUUUGGCUGAGACAUUAACCGCUGUACCACUGCGAUCAGAAGGAGACUGAACAGUGGGUCAAGGAGCACAAGGAGCCGUAUGAUGAUUGAGAGUGACAGAGAGCUGUCGGCUAUAGUUCAGGAGAUUUGGGAUAAUGACGUCAACCGACUGAAACCUGGAAAAGACUACAGGAUUUCUCUGCAGGGCAAAGCUGGAGACAGUAUGGGUGACAAUGAGAGCAGCGACAGGGCAGGACUUCCUUUGUUUACAUUUGUUGAUGAAAAUAUUUUCAAAAAGGAGACAUUUUUAGCCUUUAUCUCCCUUUUGGACAACUAUGAAAGUGACACUGGUGAGCCAGAGAUUGUAACUCCUGAGGAAGUGGCCGAGAACCACAGGUUCCUGGAUGCCAUCAUUCAGACUCGCACUAUGAAGAUAGCUCAUAAACACCUGGUGGAGAAGCAGCUCUCUCCUCAAGAUGAUACAGAAUUCAAGGAGCAGCUCUACAGAAUCUGGUUUGAACUUUAUGCAAGAAGAGGAUCCAGCAGACCAGACUCUUCAGGAUUUGAACAUGUGUUUGUUGGGGAGACAAGAGGAGGGCGGACUGUCAUUGGUUUUCACAACUGGAUCCAGCUGUACAUACAAGAAAAGCUGGGUCACAUUGAUUACAAAGGCUACAGUGUCACUGCAAAUUCUCCUCAGCCUGACGAGAACAAACACAUCCUGGCAUUACAGUUCAGCUGGAAGAAUGGCAUAAAGCCCAAGGGCAGCAUCUUCAUCGGCGUCAGUCCUGAGUUUGAAUUUGCCCUCUACACUCUCAGUUUCCUCACCUCACCAAAUGAGCGCGUCAAAGUGCAGUUCAGUUUCUAUGACGUAGAGAUUGUCUGUCACCAUUACAACCAGAAGCACAUAGGCACCACCUUCCCUGUGCUACUUAGGUACAGGAAUCCUCAAUGAGAUAUAACCACUCAACACAUGAGCUAACAAAGUGUCACAGGUACUGUUGCUGUCUUUUUCUUUUACACAAAGAUACAAUAAAAGUUUCAAGACCCAUUCA